UUGAAAACGUACAUUGGGCAUUGGAAUUGUUGUCGUGAACGAAACUCUUCGUGCAAAGUUUGCUAGAAAAUAUAGUCACAGCAUCCGCAGGAUUUCAGAGUCAAUUGGAGCAGUGAAUAGCCGGACUUGUGCCCGAAUCAUUUUCCAUAGUUUGAUUCAAAUUCCUGUCGAGGAUUUCCAAACAUGAACGGCGAUAGCUUUCAGAGUUCAGGCUCACCAUCACCUGCAAGUCUCGAGAGACCUGCAAAACGCCAGCGACUCGAGGCAUCUACCUCAUCGAGCUUUAACACCUCAGGCAAUGUCUCUAUGCACCAAGCAGAGCCAGAAUCAAGAUAUAUGAGGGAACUCACAGCCCUUCGCAAGAGAUUGUCUGAGACAGAGGCCGCCGCUGCUCAACAACAUACUAUUCGAAAACAAAUAGAAGAAUUAUGUGAGCAUGAGAAGAACAUCCUGGAGAUGAAGCUUCAAAUGGAAAAGGAGACGAAAAUACAACUUCAGGAGGAUCUGGAAAGAGCUAUGCAGCAGGCUAAUGAAGCUCGUGAAGCCCAGGCAGCAGCAGAAGCCGAGCUUUUCCGAGUGCAGACUGCAUUGGAGCAACGAAUUGCAUUACUAUUGAUCGAAAAUGCUGGAUUGAAAGAGGACACGAUUCACUCCAAUUCUGCUCGAACUGCAGUGUCAUCGCCCCAGAAGAGUGACGAGGGAACCCGAGAGGAGGACAAUGCUGAAGGAGAUGAACUGAGCCGCUUUGAUGAAACAAUGCAGAAGGAUUCCGUGCCAAAAGAAGAAUUGAACUUUUCUACUGUUAAAAUCAGAAAGGUCAGCGUUGUAAUUCAGAGGUUCGAUUCGGCAGGAAAACCUGAAACAAAAGCGAAACAUGUGAAACAGCUUGAAGCUGCUGCCUCCUCUGCUCGUGGAACUGGAGGGAAGAAGUCACAUCCCAAAAAAAAGACAGCUACGAUGAAGAAACAAUUCGGUGGAGAAGAAAAUAAUGAGAGUACAGAGGCAGUACUGGAGGAGGAAGCUGAUAGAACAUUCAUAAAACCUCGUAGAAGCAAAUCGAGGAAGUCUGUCACCACAUCAGAAGCUUUGAAGGCGAUCUCUCGCACGCAGAAGUCAGAGAAAUUGAUGUCUGAAGGUGAUGUCAUACAAGAGAAGAGGAAUCCUUCGAAGAGGAAGUCUCAAAAUGUUAAAAAUAUAAUACCACGAAAGACUAGAUCGACGCUGAUGGAGUCUGGCGUGAGUGAGGACAAACGAUCGGGCCAAGAUGAUGGCGAAGAAGCUUCAUUUGAAGCCUCCAAAGAAUAUCUUCCUUCUUCAGAGUCAAGUGUUGAGAGAGAUCCGCUAGCAUCAACCACAGAUGAUGAGGACCCAUCUCAAGCCAUGGAUAAUAGCGAAGCUUCUGUGUCAGAGCUUUCAACUGAACAAGAUGCCUCGAUUUCGAAUAACGAUGAGAAUGACCCAGAGGCAUCCGGCGAAAAGGCCUUUCCAGAUUCGCAUCACGAUAAUGAUGAUUGUGAAGCUGAAUCACCAGAAGAUGACUCUCAUCUGGAAUCAGCUGAAACAGAAGAUGAAAACCUCUCGCUCAAUGAAACUGACGACCUCCGAGUAGCUGUCGGAAAACAAUAUUUCGUACUAUCCUCAAGUCGACAAUUCCAUGAACUCGAUUGGACUGAAGAGUACAGUCGAAAGUCAAUGAACGAAUGGUCAUGCAAGAAGUGUUCCAUCGUUGCCAUGAGGAAAGAGCGAAUACAGGAUCACGUAUGGUCUGGCCACUAUGGAGGAAACUUUAGCUGUCCUUAUUGUAUUCAUAAAUCCUCUUCUCUCAAGUUCAGAAGUAGUUUCCUUAGCCACAUGCAAAGAGUACAUCCUCAUCUGAUUCCCAACAAAGACACGGAAAUUGCUGAAGUUGCAGGCUGAUUUUAAUAUUAAAGGAUGAAACGUCAUAUGGAUAGCUUAAUAUCAGACAAGCGUAAACGGUGUGGAUUCCCUAUGCUGAUGCGCUUGCCUGUUAUUGAGGGGCUUCAUAUGAACAAUCACGACGGUGAUUCAACAUUUUCGUAGGACAUUCAUUAUGGCUGUUAGAUUAUGUAUGAAUUUUCGUAGAUUUCUAUUCCAAAUUAUUAACAAACAAACCCAUUUCCCAUUUACUGAUUGUUGAUGACUUGAAUGCAAAAUGAAUAACAUUUUUUUUAAUUCAUACAUCAUCCAACUGACAUUAUAAAUAUCCGAAAAUUCUAGAUUAAUUUCAGCAUUCAGUUCUUUUGAAAGAUAUACUUUAAGGUUUCGACAUGUCAUGACUGUCAUUUUUUCAUCUCAUUAUUUUGAAAGGCAUUACAAGGCAUUAUGAGAUUUUUUACUUACAACACUGAUCAGUAUCAUUUUAUAAGAUGAACUUGUUUUAUAAAGGUAUGUAAACUCAACUUGGCAAGAUUAAUAGGCCGGCAUUUGACGCUGUCUCAGUACUAAAACGUUUUUGAGUAUCUGAUGAAUAUAUUUAGUUCUACAAUUGAAUAUUCGCUAGAUUUUGUUGCCUAUUCAGUCAGACAAAUUGACACAUGCUGAAGAUUUUCUCGUAAGCCUAACGUUAUGAUGUUAUACCUCUAUCCAGUUGUUGUCUUGCGGUCCAGGGUCAACUAUCACCAAAUAUAAUCGACAACAGCUUGUAAAAAACGUAGUGAUGUCGAACGUGGUCGAAUAACGAAUCUCCAUUAAUUACGUUAUAAUGUUUUUCGCGGUGGACUGCUAUCUGAACGUUCAGCUACUGGGGCAUUUAUGUUACUGUUCAGUCCUUUGUUUGCUACUUACUUAUUCCACUCCAUUGAAUAACAUCUUAUGAAGUAUUUUUAAACGGAUUACUCGCUGAAGAGUUACUUGAAGCCUAGUGCACUACUCAUUCUACAUUUGCUAUCAUAUGCGUUAUAUUUAACUAUGUAUAUCACUCAAAACAUGUAGGUUUUGCGAAAUAUUUCCUUACGACUUGUA
This is a messenger RNA of Diachasma alloeum, 2982 nucleotides long. Its product is annotated as nucleolar transcription factor 1-B. The transcript has 2 exons. NCBI's taxonomy places the organism in Eukaryota, Metazoa, Arthropoda, Insecta, Hymenoptera, Braconidae. The coding region runs from base 184 to 1917 and encodes 577 amino acids. The record is from RefSeq and is a predicted model, not a curated record.